GAAAUAUAGUAUAUGUUGGGAAUGAAUUUUUUUUCCGGUUAUUUCUCGACAUUGCUACAAUAGAACGAGUACGCAUGAGUUAGAUUGUCUCACCAUCUCCACACACCACGGGUCCAAUUGUCUCAGUAGUACCCAUGAAAUCAUCAGGCCAUCAACAUGGUGGAGUUGAUAACACUCCCACAAAGCUUGUACUGACAUCACUGUCAGCAAUGGUAGCUGAGACCACAACUUUCCCCAUAGACCUCAUCAAGACCAGGCUCCAACUCCACGGCGAGUCGCUUUCCUCGAGUCGUUCUACCGGUGCGUUUCGAAUAGGUUUGCACAUUGUUCGCGAACAAGGGACCCUUGGCCUUUACAAGGGCCUGUCUCCAGCAAUUGUCAGACACCUACUCUACACGCCUUUUCGGAUCGUUGGAUAUGAGCACCUGAGGAGUGUUGUUUCUGAUGAUAACGGGUCACUGUUUAUCGUUGGCAAGGCUUUUGUUGGUGGAAUCUCUGGUAGCUUGGCUCAGAUUGUAGCAAGCCCGGCUGAUCUUGUCAAGGUGAGGAUGCAAGCUGAUGGCCGAAUGGUGAGCCAAGGUCUUCAACCUCGGUAUUCAGGGCUAUUUGAUGCUUUCAACAAAAUUGUUCAAGCUGAAGGGUUACAAGGACUAUGGAAGGGUGUUUUUCCUAACAUCCAAAGAGCCUUUUUAGUGAAUAUGGGAGAAUUAGCCUGUUAUGAUCAUGCUAAACAAAUUGUUAUUAAAAGUAAAAUAGCUGAGGAUAACGUUUAUGCCCACACAUUAGCUUCCAUCAUGUCAGGUCUCGCAGCAACUUCUUUAAGUUGUCCAGCUGAUGUUGUGAAGACUAGAAUGAUGAAUCAGGCAGAUAAAAAGGAGGGGAAACUCUUAUAUAACAGCUCUUAUGAUUGCCUGGUAAAGACUGUUAAACUUGAAGGAAUAAGAGCACUGUGGAAAGGGUUCUUCCCCACAUGGGCAAGGCUUGGCCCAUGGCAAUUUGUGUUCUGGGUUUCGUAUGAGAAGUUAAGAAAAGUUGCAGGGCUCUCUUCUUUCUAAUAUAAUUUUUUAUUUAUACUGUGAGACAUUCAUUCAUGAUAAAUUUACAAUCCACAUCUUCCAGAGUACACAACCUUAUACUAUAAUUUGGAAGCCUUUCUGUA
Messenger RNA from Lotus japonicus, 1159 nucleotides. Its product is annotated as mitochondrial uncoupling protein 3-like. Bases 135 to 1055 code for a protein of 306 amino acids. NCBI's taxonomy places the organism in Eukaryota, Viridiplantae, Streptophyta, Magnoliopsida, Fabales, Fabaceae. The record is from RefSeq and is a predicted model, not a curated record. The transcript has 3 exons. Gene Ontology annotation, biological process: response to cold; transmembrane transport.